GUCUUCUUGUGAACGCCAUUGUGAACUCUAACGACUUUGGAACCAAGCUGAAGUAAUCCGUGAUUUUUUGUGCCAUCGGUGUUUCCUAGUACUUUUUAUUCAAAAGUUUAAAUUCAAAGAAUCAUGGCUGGAGAACAAGAUAUGCCCACCUUCAAAUGCGUCUUGGUCGGAGACGGAGGCACCGGCAAAACUACCUUUGUAAAAAGACAUAUGACUGGUGAAUUCGAAAAGAAAUAUGUAGCCACCUUAGGGGUAGAAGUUCACCCUUUAGUUUUUCACACAAAUAGAGGACAAAUUCGUUUUAAUGUAUGGGACACAGCAGGCCAAGAAAAGUUUGGUGGUCUGCGUGAUGGAUACUACAUCCAAGGACAAUGUGCCAUAAUUAUGUUUGAUGUUACUUCUAGAGUCACUUACAAAAAUGUUCCAAACUGGCACAGAGAUCUUGUUAGAGUUUGUGAAAAUAUUCCAAUUGUAUUGUGUGGAAACAAAGUUGACAUCAAAGAUAGGAAAGUUAAGGCAAAGAGCAUUGUCUUCCAUAGAAAGAAGAAUUUACAAUACUAUGACAUCUCUGCAAAAUCCAAUUACAAUUUCGAAAAACCCUUCUUGUGGUUGGCUAGGAAACUCAUUGGAGAUCCCAACUUAGAAUUUGUAGCCGCGCCUGCCUUGCUUCCUCCAGAAGUCCAAAUGGAUCCCCAAUGGCAACAACAAAUUGAAAAGGAUCUUAAAGAGGCCUCAGAAACUGCACUGCCUGAUGAUGAUGAAGAUUUAUAAACUCAUUAACCAAUUACUAAAACUCUGUCAUCAAGUCCAAAGCAACCCUGGAAUCAUUAAAAAUAUUAGUUUAUUAUAAUUUUAUUGAAC
This is a messenger RNA of Diabrotica balteata, 861 nucleotides long. The record is from the annotation of a GenBank genome assembly. Lineage: Eukaryota; Metazoa; Arthropoda; Insecta; Coleoptera; Chrysomelidae.